ACAAUUUAUUCACCUUAGUCUAAUAUCACGAUGCUUUAAAAUCACAAUGGCCAUGGAUCAUAUCUCUGUGGAUACGAGUCCGUCGCCUAGCAAAGCUCACAAUUUCAGACUUCCAUUCUUUAAAUGCAGUUUACUAGACCCCAAAAGCUUGUACAAUACGGAAUUCCCGCGUAAAUAUCAUUUUUACAACCCAUUUUGUUAUUCUAGCAUUAUAUUAGGACCUCGCAAUUACCUGGUACCCAGCAAGUUGGAUUCCCUCGGGACCGAGGACCCAUGCGCAAAGGAGGAAAGAGAUUCGGACGCAUUUCAGCUCGAAAAUAGAUACAAAGACACAUUUUUUGGCGAUACAUUUCCAAAAUCACGUGACAAUUUGUCUAGAUUCUUUGACGAUGACUACUUUAAGGAUCUGAGAAGAUUCAUCAACGGUUUGGCUCAUCUUCACGACUCAAGUUUCGGAAAUGACGACUAUUUACGCUUUUAUGACCCAUAUAACAACCCAUUCUUUGGGCAAGGAUCGGUAGAUUCGGGCUUGUCAUCGCAGACAAAUUCAGACCCAUCACUAUACAAGCUCGAGGUUCGUUUGCCGAAUGUUAGAAAGGAGAACAUCAAGAUCAAGAUCUCCAACGACACCCUCGAGAUAUCUGCGUCCUCGAGGCACGAAGACGUGCCAGUGAACGACGAGAACAACCACAUGACCAGGAGGCUGGAGAGUAACUUCUAUCAAAGUGUGCGUCUUCCACCAAAUCUCGAUCUUAGAAAGGCCAAGGCGUCGUUUAUAAACGAUUCUAUAGUUGUAAAAAUACCCAAAGUCUAA
Theileria equi strain WA is the source of this 814-nucleotide messenger RNA. RefSeq lists its product as hypothetical. Bases 47 to 814 code for a protein of 255 amino acids. The transcript has a single exon. The record is from RefSeq and is a predicted model, not a curated record. Lineage: Eukaryota; Apicomplexa; Aconoidasida; Piroplasmida; Theileriidae.